Capra hircus (goat) is the source of this 3137-nucleotide messenger RNA. RefSeq names its product 5-azacytidine induced 2 (gene AZI2). Gene Ontology annotation, biological process: canonical NF-kappaB signal transduction. Gene Ontology annotation, cellular component: cytoplasm. The record is from RefSeq and is a predicted model, not a curated record. Lineage: Eukaryota; Metazoa; Chordata; Mammalia; Artiodactyla; Bovidae. Bases 488 to 1297 code for a protein of 269 amino acids. The transcript is spliced from 8 exons.
CCCGCCCCGGCACCGGCUUAGCGAACGCCCUCGGUGCUCCCUCGGGCCUGACUUCCGGUUUGCCCGCUUGGCCCUGGCUCCGAGCUGCGGACAACCCGGAGGCCGCGUUUCCGGCGCGCGGCGCCCGCCCUCCCGCCGGCCCUUUUGCGGCGUUUCCCCUGCGCGGCGCGCCGCCCGGGCGGGCGCUGACGAGGCCGGGUAACCGGUCUUCUUCGGCUUCGGCUCGGCCCACCUUCCAGAGCCUCCGGGCCGCAGCCCACUAGCCGGCCGCGCCGGCCCCGGCACCGCCGAGGCAGGAGAAAUGGGAGUCCCUCCGCGGCGUUCCCGGAGCAGCUGCAUUCGUCAGGGAAGCGGCUGUGUCUUCGAGGAAACCGGAAGCCCGCGGUGACCCCUGGCGACCCGGUUUGUUUUCUGUCCGUUUCCAAACACGGGAAUCGAAACUCGGCGGCCCUGGGGGCGGCCCCACGGAGCCUGUGUUCUGGCUGUCAUGGAUGCACUGGUGGAAGAUGAUAUUUGUAUUCUGAAUCACGAAAAAGCCCACAGGAGAGACCCAGUGACUCCAAUCUCAAUAUAUUCAGGAGAUGAAUCUGUUGCCUCACAUUUUGCCCUCGUCACUGCAUAUGAAGACAUUAAAAAAAGACUUAAGGAUUCAGAGAAAGAGAACUCUUUCUUAAAAAAAAGAAUCAGAAUUUUGGAAGAAAAGCUUAUAGGAGCUCGAAAGGAUGAAGAAACAAGCUCUGUGGGAUGGGAACAAGUAAAUAAAGCCUAUCACGCGUACCGAGAGGUCUGCAUUGACAGGGACAAUCUGAAAAACAAACUGGACAGAAUGAAUAAAGACAACUCUGAAUCUUUGAAAGUGUUGAAUGAACAGCUACAAUCUAAAGAAGUAGAACUCCUCCAGCUGAGGACAGAGGUGGAAACUCAACAGGUGAUAAGAAAUUUAAAUCCUCCUUCGUCAAACUGGGAGGUGGAAAAGUUAAGCUGCGACCUGAAGAUCCAUGGUUUGGAACAGGAACUGGAACUGAUGAGGAAAGAAUGUAGCGAUCUCAAAAUAGAGCUGCAGAAAGCCAGACAAACGGAUCCAUCUCUGGAAGACAAUCUGAACUGCAGAGAUCUGCAGAGACUGAGCGUCUCAAGUGACAAUAUGCAAAGUACAUACUGGGAACUGAAGAGAGAAAUGUCUAACUUGCAUCUGGUGACUCAAGUACAAGCCGAACUACUGAGAAAGCUGAAAACCCCAACUGCAAUCAAGAAAGGCAACUUGCGCCCCAGCAGGAUGCGUGGGAGACCUGGGUAAAGACAGCACAAAACUGCACUUGUCGACUUUCACUGCAGCUCACAGAAGACACGCCCCCCUCUCAGCAAACGGCAGAGCGCUCUGCCAUACCACGCCUUCCCCCUUACCAGGAGACGCAAAGGUUUUAUCGGAGAAGGCAGCUCUCCAGUCGUGGACAGAUCACGAGCGAUCCAUUCCUCACGAUGGCACAAACUUUCAGGAACACAACUCUUACAGCAGAAAUUCCCUGGAAGAUAAUUCCUGGGUAUUCCCAAGCCCUCCUAAAUCAAGUGAGACGACAUUUGGGGAAAUGAAAAGUAAACCUUUGCCUUUGCCCAACUUGCCACCACUGCAUUACUUGGAUCAACAUAAUCAAAACUGCCAUUAUAAACAUUAAUUCUGAAGAGAUUCAUGGUGUUCUCAGUGGUUUUCUGGGAAAAUCAUUAGCAGACAAAGCAGAUUGUGAUUAAACUUCUGGAGUUUCCAGUAUUUACAUUUGCACAUGAUGCACCAUACUAUGUAGUCGAUUUUUCAGUGUGGAAGAACACCCUCCAGCUCCGUAUUCUGGCUAAGAAUCAAAUAUGUGUUAGUACUUAAUAAAUUAAUAAACUUAUGGUAUUUCAAAAUCACAAUUCUACCUUUGAUGAUAAUUGUAAGUUUCUGCCUUUCACAUUGAGAAUGGAACUGAAAGUUUGCAGACAUGGUUUUACAAAGCGUAUGAAAUGCCUAACAUAGCAAUAAAAAAGGAAACCAUUAUAUCAGAGAAGAGUCAUAUUAAGCUGCAUAAAGGAACAGAUGGAAAUGUGAAGAGAUUACAUUCCUGCUGACCUUUUAAUGUGUACAGAUAAAAGUAUUACAGUGGAACAAUAGUAGCUGGCUUACUCUAUAUGUGCUAUUGUGUCUCAAAGUUUAACAUCAUUUUUUAAUCACAAUGUUGAUAAAAUUUGAAGCUGCCAUCUGGAUUUUAAGACUUGAAAUUACCUCAUUGUAGCCAACUCUGUCCUGGUAUUAAUACAUCCCUCAAGUCUUAACUGAAAAAAAUGAUGAAACAGUUGAAAAACUGUAUGUUGUAUGAAUUAAACUUACAGUCAUGUACAUUAUCCAGGUAGAAGUGGGAACAGCGUCAUACCGGCGUCCGUCUGACCUUCAGCAUAUAGUGAAAACUCCGCUGGGUAUGUAACUGUAAAUCUGUUUGCUUCAAAGGGUCUACACCCACCAUGAACGCAGAGCAGCCUAUUCAUUGGUUAGACCUUAUUUUGAAGUGUUAGUGAUUUGCUUACUGAGAACAUGGUUUUUAAUUAACGAGGAAUUUUGAUUCUAGAAACCCAGUUCUGUGCUGCAUUGAUGUCGCGGUGGUGCUCCCCAGGUGGUGAGAGCAGGGGCAGGGGCGACGGAGGGUGAGAUGGUACGAUACGACAAUGUCACCCACCCAGUGGGCGUGAGUCUGAGCAAAUUCCGGAGACAGUGAAGGACAGGGAAGACGGGCGUGGCUGCAGUCCACAGGGUCAUGAAGAACUGGACAUGGAUUAGCAACUGAACCACCACCACCGCCCAGGUGGCUCUGUGGCCAAGAGUCCACCUGCCCACACAGGCAGGACCCACAGGAGACGUGGGUUCGAUCCCUAAUGGUAACGAUGACUUCAUCUGGAAAUUCCUCUGUAUAUUUCAGGGUGAUAAUAUUAAGAAUGUUAGUAAUAACUCUCAGUUCCUACAUCUUUUGCCUGAGAUUAAGCGUUUGAUGUCAGAAGGCUUUUAUCCUUUUUGACAGUUUCAAACACCUUGGACUCAAAAAUAAUAUUUCAGAUCUCUUACACACUAACUGAAUAGCAUCCAUAUAUAAACAGUGUUCCCCAUUCGCCAG